CUUGGAGCGUGUAGUUUUCCAAUAAUAAUUCGCACAGCGUUAAUUGAACUAUUAUUAUGUACCUAUAUUUCAUUCAGAUUAAUGAGUGGUUUUUCCAUACAUGGAUGAUAAUUAUAUCAUUGAAAAGAUCACUUUGGCCCUCUGUUGUGUCGCCCUCGCCAAUGCUGGAUAUCUGGGAGGUGGACUGGAUGAGGGUUAUGGUGGUGGUUACGAAGGCGGCUACGGAGGAGGCUAUGAAGGUGUAGCCCUUCAAGGAGGUUAUGGCGGUCAUGACGGUGGACACGAGGAGAUUAAUGAACACCCCAAAUACAAAUUCAACUACGCCGUACACGACCCCCACACCGGGGACGAGAAGCAGCAGUACGAGGAGCGCGACGGGGAUGAGGUCAAGGGAUCGUACUCGCUGAAAGAGGCCGACGGCACCACCAGGGUGGUCGAGUACAAGGCGGACAAACACAACGGUUUCAACGCGGUCGUGCACAAAAUCGGUGAACCCAAACAACAAAUCGAAAGCUACGGGGGAGAAUACGGCGGCCACCAUUAUUGAAAGGAGGGUGGAGGUUGCGCUGUCGUCUGUCAAUUGUCAAAGCAGGAAAUGAACAGCUAAAUUGAUAUUCUUUCAAUUCGUAUUCCACAAGACCUGAGCUGAAUCAGUUAACAUUCCAUCUUUCGGAAUACUGUAAUUCGGUAGAAUGCAUGUUAGCUGAUUCAGUUCAGAUCAAGUAAAAUAAUUCAGUUCAGAACGAAAGAACAUAACUGACAUAUAUGAGUCUGAUUAUUGAAAUCACUUCUUGUACUUAUUACGCACAAUAUCUUGAGACUAAGAAACUUCAACUACUUACUUUACCGAAAAAAUCAAGUUGACUUAUUUUUAUUUGAUGUGAAUAGGAUUGCGUCAAUCUAUGUCCAAACAUUGAAGUAUGUGAAAAUAAUUAUUCGGUAAGUAUUUGAGAAAGCAGUACUGAAAGAUGCACAGACUAAUUCACUAUAAAUACAUUUAUUUAAAUUCAAUGAAAGUUCGAUUGUAUGUACAUGUAGUAAAUCACUGAUGUUCUUUCUGUUACGACUUUUGACAGAUAUAACAAACGUUUGUGAUAUAAUGAUUAUAGUUAAAGUUUGAUAGAUUAUUUUUGUACGAAAAAAACAGUAAACAAAUAGCACUUAUAAUUUUGUAUUUAUUUCUACAUAAAUGACUGAGUCGGUAGUUAACUCCAUUGGCCUAGCAAGAUGGCGAAGCAAGUGCAAACUAAACGGAGAAUAGGGUGGGUACAAUCGAAAAACGAAAGUAUUUAUAUUAGAUAUUCCACCCCUAUAUGUAUAUCGUAUAACGUUUUAUUUGGAUAGUGUUGCUGCAACGUUUUUC
This is a messenger RNA of Phaedon cochleariae (mustard beetle), 1363 nucleotides long. The record is from the annotation of a GenBank genome assembly. Lineage: Eukaryota; Metazoa; Arthropoda; Insecta; Coleoptera; Chrysomelidae.